AUGAGCGAAGCUUUCAUGCUUAAUCCCAAGAUUCGCUUUCUUCCUUUCCACCCCUUUCUCUUCCCCCACCCACUCCCACCCCUUUUACCCCCCCCCAUCUCAACCAACCCCUACCUAAACCCCUUCCUGACUUCCCUUCUCCUCCCUUACCCCCGUGGUCGCCACGUGGCAGCAUGCAGCAGUGUUGCGCAAGCGCCAUCGCAUCCACGUGUCCAGCCACCUGGUGACGGCUCCCCUCGAGUCCUUCCAAGAACUGGCCGACAAGUGAGUGGCUGGCAGGAAGGUGAGUGGCUGGCAGGAAGGUACAACUGCCGCCGGCGCUUACUGCGCAAUCUGCAGGAGAUGGGGUUUGAGCACCCCACGGCCAUUCAGAGGCAGGUGGUGCCGCUGCUGCUGCAGGGGCGAGAGUGCUUCGCCUGUGCGCCCACGGGGUCGGGCAAGACUGUCGCCUUUCUGCUUCCCAUCGUCAUGGCUCUCAAGUCCCACUCCCCUGAGGCCAUCAGAGCAGUGGUCCUGGUGCCGACACGGGAGUUAGCGCUGCAGAUAUCGCGGGCUCUGAAGCAGCUGGCAGCGGGCACGAAGCUGAGGGCGCGGCUGCUGACCAAGGCCACUGCCGGCUGCGUGGAGCUCAAAGGGGCGGCAUGCGAUGUGCUCAUCUCCACUCCUCUGAGGCUCGCUCACCUCGUGACUGAGAAGAAAGUGGACCUGAGUCGAGUGCAGCACCUAGUUCUGGAUGAGGCGGACAAGCUCUUUGAGAUGGGCUUCGUGGAGCAGAUCGACGGGGUCGUGGCGGCAUGCUCCCUGCCCGCCCUCACGCGCUCCCUCUUCUCUGCCACGCUGCCUGAAGCCGUUGAGCAGCUGGCACGAUCAGUCAUGCAUGAUCCUGUGCGGAUCGUUGUUGGGGACAGGAACGCGGCAGCAGAGACGGUGCAGCAGAAGCUGGUAUUUGUGGGCACGGAGGAGGGAAAGCUGCUGGCGAUGCGGCAGCUGCUGCAGCAGGGGGUGCGGCCGCCGGUGCUCAUCUUCGUGCAGAGCAAGGAGCGCGCCCAGCAGCUCUUCUCCGAGCUCUCUUUCGAUGGACUCAAUGUUGACGUCAUCCACGCUGAUCGAUCCGUGGCUCAGAGGGAGCAGGUGGUGGACUUGUUCCGAGAGGGCAAGAUCUGGUUCCUCAUUGCAACGGACCUCAUGGGACGGGGCAUGGACAUCGCAGGGGUGAAUGUGGUGGUGAACUAUGACUGCCCGCAGACCACCGCUGCUUACAUCCACAGGAUAGGUCGCAGUGGCAGAGCCGGGCGGCCCGGCGAGGCAGUGACAUUCUACACAGAGGAGGAUGAGCCGAACCUGAGAGCCAUAGCCAAUGUGAUGGUGCAAUCAGGCACUGAGGUGCCGGCGUGGAUGAAGUAUUUCCCUUAG
Messenger RNA from Closterium sp. Naga37s-1, 1413 nucleotides. The record is from the annotation of a GenBank genome assembly. NCBI's taxonomy places the organism in Eukaryota, Viridiplantae, Streptophyta, Zygnematophyceae, Desmidiales, Closteriaceae.